UGAUAACUCAAGAGGGCUUACGCCUAGGAUCAUGAAACUUCAUAGGUACAUUGAUAAUGACUGGCAGAUGACCCCUAUUGAUUUUCAGGUCACUAGGUCAAAGGUCAAGGUCACAAUGACUCGAAAUAAUAAAAUGGUUUCCAGAUGAUUACUCAAGAAUGCUUACGCCUUGGAUCAUGAAACUUCAUAGGUAUAUUGAUCAUGACUGUCAGAUGACCCCUCUUAAUUUUCAGGUCACUAGGUCAAAGGUCAAGGCCACAGUGACUCGAAACAGUAAAAUGGUUUCCUGAUGAUAACUCAAGAAUAAUUAGGCCUAGGAUCAUGAAAAUUCAGAGGUACAUUGAUCAUGACUGGCAAAUGUCCCCUAUUGAUUUUCAUGUCACUAGAUCAAAGGUCAAGUUCACAGUGCCCCAAAAGUAUUCACACAAUGGCUGCCACUACAACUGACAGCCCAUAUGAGGGGCAUGCAUGUUUUACAAACAGCCCUUGUUCAAAACUGAACCUGUAGCCGAGCGCACCCGUUAUGUGGUGCUCUUGUUUAUUCCAGACAUGAAUUUUCUUCUUGGAAACCGUGGAGCUCACAUUUAUAAUGGAAACAUCUAUUGGUGCAGAACAUGUUUCAAAGAAUUUACUACAGAAAAGGGACUUUCCAAACAUACAUGUCCCCGAUGUGAAACGUGUAAUAUUAUCUGUUCCUCUACCCAACGACUGAAGACACAUGUUUGUAAAGGCCAGUUUUCAUGUAAUUUUUGUAAAAGAACAUUUUCAACAGAGCAUCUUUUAGAAAAGCACAAAUGUACAUUCUGCAAAAAUUGUAAGCUGCUAUAUAGCACUAACCAAAAACUUUUAUCACACAAAUGUAACAAUGAUUCCGGUGUUCACCUCAGAGCAGUAAAUAAUGAAGAAAUUAAUGAAUUCCAAAUAAGAACAUUUUCACCUAUUGAUUUUGAGUGGCAGUCAUCCUUUUGCUCACAACUUAAAUUGCAACUUUUAAAACAAUCUACUACAGCUGCAAGGAGCUUGCUCAUGCUUCGUGAUACAGAACCACUGGCAACAGAAAGUAUUAUUGGGGAUGGAAACUGUUUCUUCCGUUCACUGUCCUACAUUAUAACGGGUAGUGAGAGCCAGCACUUCCAGGUGAGAAAGGCAGUUUGUGCUCACAUGCAUGUCAUCCCCAUACAAAAAGUUAUGCAUUCCCCUUGCCAAAUUCAUGAGUACCUAAUGACAUCAAAAAUGGAACAAAUUGGUCAGUGGGCAACAGAAGUGGAAAUAUUUGCUGCAGCAAAUCUGUUACAAUCAAAUAUAUAUAUGUACACUAAAGUUGGUGUAAAUUGGAAAUGGGCAGAAUUUAAGCAUGACUAUUUACAAAGAACGUCUGUAGGAUUGCCAAAUGUAGCUAUAUAUAUAAAACAUAGAAAUACAAAUCAUUUUGAGCCUGUGAUGAGUGUUCAACAAAACAGUUUAAGUCUUACAGGAACAGACCUACUACAAAAAGAAAUUCUACGUCAGCUUCAAUUGUCCGAAGCAAAGGCUAAAAACUCAAGCAAUUCAGCUGUGGUGAGAGAAAAAGAUAGAGAACGAAAGCAAAAGAAAAGACAAUCAGCUGAGUAUAAACAAACAGAAAAUAUAAGAAAGAAAAAUUCUUCUGAAAACAGAGAGCAUGAAAAAAUACAUAAGCGAGUCAAAAGACAGUCAGAUGAGUACAAAAAGAGUGAAAGUACAAGAAAAAAAAAUUCUUCUAACAACAGAGAGCAUGAAAAAAUACAAAUGCGAGUCAAAAGACAGUCAGAUGAGUACAAAAAGAGUGAAAGUACAAGAAAAAGAAAUUCUUCUAAAAACAGAGAGCAUGAAAAAAUACAAAUGCGAGUCAAAAGACAGUCAGAUGAGUACAAAAAGAGAGAAAGUACAAGAAAAAGAAAUUCUUCUAAAAACAGAGAGCAUGAAAAAAUACAAAUGCGAGUCAAAAGACAGUCAGAUGAGUACAAAAAGAGAGAAAGUACAAGAAAAAGAAAUUCUUCUAAAAACAGAGAGCAUGAAAAAAUACAAAUGCGAGUCAAAAGACAGUCAGAUGAGUACAAAAAGAGAGAAAGUACAAGAAAAAGAAAUUCUUCUAAAAACAGAGAGCAUGAAAAAAUACAAAUGCGAGUCAAAAGACAGUCAGAUGAGUACAAAAAGAGAGAAAGUACAAGAAAAAGAAAUUCUUCUAAAAACAGAGAGCAUGAAAAAAUACAAAUGCGAGUCAAAAGACAGUCAGAUGAGUACAAAAAGAGUGAAAGUACAAGAAAAAGAAAUUCUUCUGAAAACAGAGAGCAUGAAAAAAUAAAUAAGAAAAGACAACGAGUUGAUGCUAAUUUCAAAGAACAAGAGACAAAAAGGAAGAAGUACAAUAUGGAAAAAAACAUGAUCAAUAAUUUUCACAAAAAAGUACGGAGUGGUCCAAACUUUAUAUGCACCAUUUGUGAUCAACUCUGGUAUAAAAAUAAUGUUACCUCACUAUCAACAGUGAAAAAAGGAAAUGACAUUUUAAAAGAUAGUUGUUUAAUGGAAAUCAAAAGUUCAAAUGGAAAAGUGUACAUUUGUUCAACAUGUAAAUCCCAUGUAUCCAAUAAUAGAAUACCUCCUCUAUCUAGACAAAAUGGUGUUUUUUUUGAAAAUCUACCGCAAGAAUUAGACUUAACACAACUGGAAGAGAGAUUGGUAGCAGCAAGAAUUCCGUUUAUGCAGAUGAGAGAGCUACCAAGAGGGGGCCAAGUAAGCAUAACAGGAAAUGUUGUCAAUGUGCCAACUGAUGUCAAUAAAACAGCAAGAAUUUUACCACGAAGACAGUGUGAUGAUGAGUGCAUUCCAAUAAAACUGAAAAGGAGACUUGGCUAUAAACAGCACUACCUUUAUGAAUAUGUGCGACCAAACAAAGUUAUAGGUGCAAUCAAGUGGCUCACAGAGCACAGUAUUUUGUAUCAGCAAGAAGGUAUCAUUAUUGAUGAAGAGUGGGAGCAACACCUAAAGUCUGGUACAGAUGUGAACCCUAUUGAACUUGUGGAGACUGGCACUAUGGAAUACUCAGUGAAACAUCAUAAAACUGAUUCGGAUUUAAGCCUUGAGGAACAACAAAGCAAUGAUGAUUUGGAAUAUGAAAGGUUGGAAGGUGUUUUUGAUAAAGAUCCAUUAGAUGGGGCCAGUGCAGGUCCUUUGGAUACUCUACUGCAAGCACAAAAUAUAAUGGAAGAAACCAGAGACAUUUUGUCAGUUGCACCAGGUGAAGGAAGUAGCCCAUUAAGCAUUUUUUUAGACAAACAUGCAGAAUCAUUAUCUUUUCCUUCUCUAUAUUGCGGCAAAGAAAUGAAAAGUGAAAAUGAUUAUGAUGUAAAAGUUCAUUAUACUGAUUUAUGUAAAUCUGAACUCCGACGCACUGAUAGAAGAGUUGCGGGACAUAUUCCAAAUCUUUUUUUCAAAUUGAAAAAAGUCCAGAUGAAACAUAUUUUAGACAAGGCCAAUAUCUGUCUUCGAAAAACAUGUGGAAAGCAGCAAAACCUUACUGCUGGAUUCCUGAAAUCUAGAGAUAACUUAAACACAAUAAUUCACACUGACUUAGGCUUCCGAGUGUUCAAAGAACUUCGUGGAUCACCACCUUAUUGGGAAAAGGUAAAGAAAGACCUCUUUGCGUUGAUACGAUAUCUUGGCAUACCAACAUGGUUUGCAUCUUUUUCAUCAGCAGAUACCCGAUGGACACACUUAUUGCAAAUACUAGGGGAAACAGUUGACAAAAAGAAGUAUUCCAAAGAAGAAGUCCAUCAAUUUUCAUGGUUUAAGAAACAAGAGCUGGUGAAAAAAGAUCCUGUGACAUGUGCACGACAUUUUGAUUACCAGGUUAGAACAUUCAUCAACACUGUCCUCAACAACUCUUCACACCCAGUAGGUGAAAUACAAGAUUUCUUUUACAAAGUGGAAUUCCAGAUGCGAGGCUCCCCACAUAUUCAUAUGCUUGUGUGGGUGAAGGAUGCUCCAAAGUAUGAAGAAAAUAAAGAAGAAGAUGUUUUACAUUUCAUCCGCAAAUAUGUCACUUGUGCGAAAUCAGAAGAGCUUGUGGACCUCAUUAACUUACAAACACAUUCACAUUCUAGGACCUGUAAGAAAAACAACAAACCAAUAUGCCGCUUUAAUUUUCCUUUGCCGCCAAUGGAUGAGACAAUUAUUCUCCAGCCUCUGCAGUGUGAAGUAGGUGAAGAUGAACAAAAGCAUAAACACAGUUGGGAUAAGAUCAGCGAAUUCCUUCAUAAACCCAAACCAGAAGAUCAUGACCUAGACUUCAACCAAUUCCUAACCCUCCUGAACAUGAAUAAGGAAGAUUAUUUGAAAGCAGUGAGAUCUUCAUUAUCUUCACCAAGAGUGUUUUUGAAAAGGUCAUUAUCAGAAACAAGAAUAAACAACUACAACCCUAUUCUCCUCAAAUGUUGGCGUGCAAAUAUGGAUUUACAGUAUGUUAUAGAUGCAUACUCCUGCGCCAUGUACAUAAUUAGCUAUAUAGCAAAAAGUCAGAGAGGAAUGAGCAAUCUACUAUACCAUGCUGCAAAAGAAGCAAGAGAGGGAAAUAAUGACAUCAGGCAACAGGUUAAGUUCAUUGGCAACAAGUUUUUGAACAAUGUAGAAAUUUCUGCACAAGAAGCAGUAUUCACCUUGCUGCAAAUACCAUUGUACAAAGCAACAAGAGAUGUGAUUUUCAUAAACACCAGUCCUGUAGAAAAAAGAACAGUGAUGUUAAAAGACUUCAGUACCAUUGAAAAUUUGCCAGAUGAUAGUGAUGAUGUCAUUGCAGAAGGCAUUCUACAACAAUACAGUAGAAGACCACCCCAGUUGGACACACUUUGCCUAGCUGAUUAUGUUUCAAAAUAUAAAAGAAUCAGACAGACAAGUGCUACAAAGAGGAAACAGACUUUUAUGGAUUACAAUUCUGAUGAAAACGAUCAGCCAUAUGAUGAAAACUGCAAACAAUUUUAUGAACUAGGCAAUGGUUACAAGCUUGUAAGAAGACAAAAACAAGUAUGUAUCCGUUAUGUUAGGUUUCAUCCUGAUAAAGAUUCUGAGAACUAUUACAGAGAAUCAUUAAUGUUAUUUUAUCCAUGGAGAUGCGAAGAUGAAUUAAUUGGUCUUUCUCAGUCAUACUGUGAACAAUUUCAGGUACUGACUAAUAUCAAUGACACUAUUACUGAGAAAAUAAAAGAAUACAAUCACAAGACAAAGGAAAUCGAUGAGGCAGUGGAAAAGCUUCAAGAAAUAGAUGAAGAUGUACUACAAGAACAAUGGAACCAAGUAGCUCCAAAUACACAGCAUGUUGAGGAGGAAUGUGCACUUCUUGAAGUUGAUCCAUUGUUUGCUUCACUAGAUCCAGAGGACAGUUCACCAGAAGCAGUAGAGUUGAAUGUUGGGUUAGGAGUACAAGGUACAGCAACAAAGGAAUCAUGUGUUAUAAACAUGGUAACUGAUGAUAAAUAUACUCAGUUGAUCCGAUCACUUAAUACACAACAGAGGAUUUUCUUUUAUUAUGUACUUCAUAAGGUUAAGAACUCAGACACCCCAUUCUUUACCUUCUUAACAGGUGGGGCAGGUGUUGGAAAAACAGCCUUGACCCAUGCAGUUUACCAGAUGUUGUUGCGCUACUUGAAUAAAGAACCUGGUGCAAACCCAGAUGACUUAAAAGUUUUACUAGGAGCACCAACAGGAAAGGCAGCCUUUUUAAUAGGUGGCAAUACACUACAUCAUAUUUUUCAGAUUCCUGCCUCACAAGGAUUUCAGUAUAAAAAAUUGUCAAAUGAAAAGCGCAAUUCAUUAAGAUGUAGUUUUAAAUCUGUCCGUGUACUUAUUAUAGAUGAGUGCUCUAUGGUUGGAAAUAACAUGUUUAAUUUUAUUAAUCUGAGAUUGCAGGAGAUUAUGGGAAACAUUAAGGAUUUUGGAGGCUUAUCUGUCAUUGCGGUUGGUGAUUUUUACCAAUUGAAACCUGUGUUUGAUGACUGGAUCUUCAACAAUCUAAAAGAUGACUAUGGACCACUUGCAAGAAAUCUAUGGAAGGAUUUGUUUGAAGUAUUUUGUCUGACACAAAUCAUGAGACAAAAAGAUGAUGCUCCUUAUGCGGAGUUACUCAACCGCUUGCGCACAGGAGAUCAUAACAAUGAAGACAUAAGCAUUCUGAAAACUAGAGUUAUCGGAACCUCCUACUUGACAAAUGAAUAUCCAACAAACACAACACAUAUUUUUAUGACCAAUGAAAAAGUUGAUGCACACAAUGACUUAGUUUAUACACUAGCAAGUCAGACUGAUAAGAUUCGCCUCACUGCCUGGGAUGUUGUUAUAGGAGAUGUUGCAGAAAAUGUCAAAGAUGAAAUAAUACAGAAAAUACCAAAUAAACUUUCAAAAACAAUGGGACUCUCCAAAACCCUUAGCAUAUCACUGCAGUCAAGAGUAGAAUUAUCUACCAAUGUGGAUGUUGAUGAUGGAUUAGCCAAUGGUGCAUCUGGUCAAGUGAUGGGAUUAACACACUCAAAAAUAUCUCAUAAGGGUAUAAUUGUGUGGGUGAAAUUUGAGAAUGACAAAAUUGGAAUAAAAACUAGACAAUCACACUUACACCUCUAUACACAGAAAAUUCCUAAUUCUUGGACUCCAGUUGAAGAAAUUAAAAGACAAUUUCCAGUGGGCAAAUAUAGAAAUGCGGAGGUACUCAGGACUCAGAUCCCUCUGAGACCAGCUUCAGCAAAAACUGCACACAGAUGUCAAGGAGACACUAUGGAGGCAGCAGUUGUAGAUUUUGAAGGAAGAUCAAGAUGUCAUUGUCACUAUGUAGCCUUGAGCAGAGUGAAGUCAUUGAAUCAAGUCUUCAUCCGCACUUUAAAUGAAGGGAAGAUAUGUGUUAGCUCAUCAGUUAAAGAUGAAAUGAACAGACUUUUUCUUGAAAAGAAAUUGUGUCAUUCAUUAAUUUUCCCAACAAAUAUUGAUGAAAAAAAUAUUACUGUCAUGUUUCACAAUGCAAGGUCUCUGCAUGCUCAUUUUCUGGAUAUAGAGCUAGAUCCUAAUUUUAAUUCAGCAGAUGUGAAUAUUUUCGUAGAAACAAAACUGUCUAAAAAAGACAACAUAGAAGACUACAUGCUUACCGGCUACCAUUUAAAGCGCUUUGACUGUUCUUUGAGUGAAUUUGACUCUACAAGAUCUCCAUAUGGAAUUGCUGUAUAUUACAAACAUUGUGCAUACAAAAUCAGGAAUCACAUGAAAAUUAUUCCUUCUCAAGGAGUUAUUGAGUCAGUAACUAUCAAUUUGAAUCCUUAUAACAUUAAUGUUGUAUGUUUAUAUGUGUCACCAAAAAUAUCAAGAUGUGAAACAAAUUAUUUCCUCCAAGAUUUGCUGUCACCUUUAUCAUCAAGUUCUAUAAUCAUUCUGGGAGAUUUCAAUAUUGACCUUAAAUCAAAUACACCAUUGGAGACACUCUCUGGCUUCCAUCAGUACAUCACGACACCUACUACAGACUAUAAGUCUAUACUUGAUCAUAUAUAUUCAAAUCUGGAUGACAGGAUCUUGAUGACCGGUGUUUUUGACAGCUAUUUUUCUGACCACAAACCAAUAUGGGCAUCUUUCAGUCCAGUUGACAUCUAAUGAAAAACCCCACUGCACCUGGCAGUGAUUACAAACCAACCAAAGGCAGAUGACCUUUUGAUUCAUGCGAGGGCAGACACUGCCCUAGUGGACCAUGUAGGCGUCAAACCAGCCCACCUUUUAGUGCUCUACAAUAGAAUCGAUUGCCUGAACAACCUGCUCCGGUACUUUAGGCCAACAACAUGAAACCCACAGAAGCUUUUCCCGAACUGAAUGUCGGGUGCUAUA
Dreissena polymorpha is the source of this 7863-nucleotide messenger RNA. RefSeq lists its product as uncharacterized. Gene Ontology annotation, biological process: telomere maintenance; DNA repair. Bases 469 to 7635 code for a protein of 2388 amino acids. Gene Ontology annotation, molecular function: DNA helicase activity. The transcript is spliced from 2 exons. Lineage: Eukaryota; Metazoa; Mollusca; Bivalvia; Myida; Dreissenidae. The record is from RefSeq and is a predicted model, not a curated record.